This is a messenger RNA of Eubalaena glacialis (North Atlantic right whale), 2540 nucleotides long. It is a transcript of the gene ST6GAL1, whose product is annotated as ST6 beta-galactoside alpha-2,6-sialyltransferase 1. Gene Ontology annotation, molecular function: sialyltransferase activity. Lineage: Eukaryota; Metazoa; Chordata; Mammalia; Artiodactyla; Balaenidae. The record is from RefSeq and is a predicted model, not a curated record. Bases 1264 to 2466 code for a protein of 400 amino acids. The transcript is spliced from 12 exons.
CAGGCACCCCUAAUCCCGAGGCCUGCUCGCUAGCGACCUCCGGAGGGCUGGGCCGGUUUGGGGCGCGGUGUGGCGAGGGGACCCACCCCGUCUUCCCGACUAUUUGCAUAACGGAGACGGCUAGUUUCCCCCGCCCCUUCGCCGCACUCUUCUUCCCUCCUUCCCGCGUCCGCGCCACCCCUCAUCCCCUGUCCCCCCGCUCCUCCCCAAAGACCCUCCUUCAGGGACUCUUGCGUUGGGGCUCCCAGCUCCCGGGCUCUCUGGCCGCCGCCGGGCGAGGAGUCCGGAGGCAUCCGGGGGAGGGGAGUCCCGCGCAGGGCCGGGCUCGGGAAGACGCCUGGGGCACUGCCCCGCGCUAACAAAGGGAACCCGCUGCCUGCCGGCUGGGGGCGUGGAGCUGGCGGAGCUGCCGCAGCUUCGGCGGCCGAGAGCGCAGCGAGGCCUCGCGACCCCAUCACCUGAUCUUGUGCAUGGCAUUUGCUUCUCACAUUGUGCCCACUACCUUUCCUUUAAAGGAACUGGGUCUACCACCAGUUCCCUUAUUUAUGGGCAGAGUAGAGUGAAUUGUGUAGAGAUCUGCAAAGAGCAGCUUAGAGAGAAGCAGUGAAGUCCUGGACCGCAGCUGAAAUGAACUGGCCCACUUGAACCUGCCCAAGUCCUGGGGCAAGGCCUCUGUCCCAGUGCUGAGGCUGGGUCUGGAACAGCUGGGGCAGGCAGGAAUGAAGGCCCCUUUAUCUUCAGGGCUCUGAUCCGGCAGGAUUUCCCCCUCCCUCCCAUUAGCCUGGCAGCGGGGCUGGUCCUCAGUUAAUUCCUUCAGUAACACGGGAACAUUGUCGAGUUUUUUGGCCGUGAGGCAUGCGGGAUCUCAGCUUCCUGACCAGGGAUUGAACCUGCACCCCCCUGCAUUGGAAGGCGAAGUUCUGUCUGACCACGGGACGUCCAGGGAAGUCCCUUAACCGUAGAUUUUGCACCAUUAUAAAUCAUUUUGAAACUGAAAGCUAUUUUUCUUUUUGCACAUGCAUAUUGCUUUAUAAAACUCAUUCUUUACUUCAUGAAUCUUCUUCCAUUUCUCACCACAGCCGUGUAAGAUGCUUUUUGAUCAUCCUGAGAAAAAUGAGCCUUGGCCUCCAGACCCAAUAAAGCGAACAUUCCUCCCAUGGGGAAUAGUGCUGGUUCCUGAGGACCUGGAGGGCCUGCAGCCCCAGGGGGAUUAGCCAGAAGCAGGCCUGUUUUCCUGCUCAGGACAGCGUGGCUUCCUUGAACAUGUCUUUCAUUAUGAUUCACACUAACUUGAAGAAAAAAUUCAGCUGCUGUGUGCUGGUCUUUCUCCUGUUUGCAAUCAUCUGUGUAUGGAAGGAAAAGAAGAAAGGGAGUUACUAUGAGUCCCUUAAACUGCAAACCAAGGAAUUCCAGGUGUUGAGGUCUGGUUCCCAAUCUGUGUCUUCAAGCGGCACCCACAGCCCCCAGAGCGGCAGCCGGGCCCUCAGUGGUCCCAGGGCCAAGCCGGAGGCUACCUUCCAGGUGUGGAACAAGGACAGCUCCACCAAAAACCUUACCCCCAGGCUGCAGAAGAUCUGGAAGAAUUAUCUGAGCAUGAACAAGUACAAAGUGUCCUACAAGGGGCCAGGGCCUGGUGUUAAGUGUGGUGCAGAGGCCCUGCUUUGCCGCCUUCGGGACCACGUGAACGUUUCAAUGGUAGAGGCCACAGAUUUUCCCUUCAACACCUCUGAAUGGGAGGGUUACCUGCCUCAGGAGAACAUUAGGACGAAGGCUGGGCCGUGGGGCAGGUGUGCUGUCGUCUCAUCAGCGGGAUCUCUUAAGUCCUCCCAACUGGGUCAAGAAAUAGAUGAUCACGAUGCAGUCCUGAGGUUUAAUGGGGCACCCACAGCCAACUUCCAACAAGAUGUGGGCACGAAAACCACCAUUCGCCUGAUGAACUCUCAGUUGGUCACCACAGAAGGGCGCUUCCUCAAAGACAGUUUGUACAAUGAAGGAAUCCUAAUUGUAUGGGACCCGUCUGUUUACCAUUCAGAUAUCCCAAAGUGGUACAAGAAUCCCGACUACAGUUUCUUCGAUAACUUCAAGAGUUAUCGUAAGCUGCAUCCUGAUCAGCCCUUUUACAUCCUCAAGCCCCAGAUGCCUUGGGAGCUGUGGGACGUCAUUCAAGAAAUCUCCCCCGAGCAGAUUCAGCCAAACCCCCCGUCUUCUGGGAUGCUCGGCAUCAUCAUCAUGAUGACACUGUGUGACCAGGUGGAUAUUUACGAGUUUCUCCCAUCCAAGCGCAAGACUGACGUGUGCUACUACUACCAGAAGUUCUUCGACAGCGCCUGCACGAUGGGUGCCUACCACCCACUCCUCUUUGAGAAGAACAUGGUGAAGCACCUCAACCGGGGCACAGACGACGACAUUUACCUGCUUGGAAAAGCCACGCUGCCUGGCUUCCGGAGCAUUCGCUGCGGAGCAUAAGCUGCCUGGCCAGGCCCCCUCACCCUUCUCCAUCGGGCAUUUUACAGCUGGUCUCCUGGCCACCCUGGGCCCAG